Messenger RNA from Sclerotinia trifoliorum, 1933 nucleotides. Lineage: Eukaryota; Fungi; Ascomycota; Leotiomycetes; Helotiales; Sclerotiniaceae. The record is from the annotation of a GenBank genome assembly.
UCCGCAGAUUAUAUUUACUGACCUUUGACACAGAACCAAGCAGCUUGCUUCAUUGGGCCCAUAUAAGAGUUCGUUAUGACAAGAAAGCAGCCGAUAUCUACAUUUGAAUACCAGCCUUUAAAUUCAGAUCAACCGACAGCAAUUCGAAUUUUGGUUUUAAGUGGGGGUUGUGGCGAUAUUCCCAUUGAGAGUUCGAUCCUCAACAUCGACUUGAGAGCUCCCCCAGUCACAGUAAAAUAUGAAGCGUUGUCAUAUGAGUGGAAAGAAGUUAGCUGCGAUGAUCCUUUCAUACUUGUCAACAGCUGCAAAUUUCAAAUUCGAAAGAAUUUGUACGAUGUAUUGAUACAGUUGAGGUUCGUUGAUAAAGAUCGGUACCUAUGGAUAGAUGCUCUGUGUAUCGAUCAGACGAAUCACCUCGAGAGAAACAGCCAGGUACACAUAAUGCAGACAAUCUACAGAAAAGCACAAAGAGUCAUUCUCUGGCUGGGCCCCGCAAAAGAUGACAGUGACCUUGCAAUCGAAAUUCUACAGAUUAUGGAAACUAGCCGUAUUGGAGAAAGACAAAUUGUGGAAUCUACAAACAGAAAUCGUAAGGCUUGGCGUGCAGCCCUCCUCGCCUUUUGUCAACGCUCAUAUUGGUGCCGUAUCUGGAUAAUGCAGGAAAUAUGUCUUGGCCAGGAAUAUGUAGUACACUGUGGUGACAAAAGUAUUUCAGGCAAUAUCUUCGACGAAUCCUUCAAGAAGUUAACAAGAUCGAGGGAUCGUGGAGAUGCUUGGAACGACGCCGUGAAAGAAACUCUGGCAGUCAGGCAUAUCACUAUUUUUCGAUAUUGGGCACAAAGAGGACAACUCUUCCGCCUGGGACAGUGUCUGAACAUUUGCUUGGAUGAUCUCAUUGCCACAGAGCCUAGAGACUUUGUAUAUGGAAUACGUGGUCUUGUUAGUGACUGUGGGACUGAUGAGCUAGUUCCUGAUUACCAAAAAUCUCUAAAACAUGUAUUUUUCGACACAGUUCCUAUUUUAGAACGGUCUUCCAUUUCGUCAGUACAAGUUGCUAGUAAACUGGCGAAAAAGCUUGGCUUGACCGAGGACAAUGAUGUACAACUGUGCUUAUUAGAAAUGGAGGACGGUAACUAUGAAUUCGACAAGUCUCAAAGAACGAUUCAGAAAGACUAUCCUGGGGGAAUGAGGAAGAGACUGCAGAGAAGAAACCGGAGGGGGACUGGAAAUGGAAAGAGCGGCAAGAUAGAUUACGAUUGGGAACUUGACCCAAAAGAAGCCGAAUAUUCAGACUUAGAGGACUGUGAAAGCGUAGAAAAUUCUUCGGAUGAAGCUUCUAGUUUGGAAGAGUGAAGAAUUAGUAUGGGGACGGGACAUCAUUGCCCUAGCGGUACGACAUCCCUUCCUAACAGUACUUUGUUCAAUCCAAGAGUUUCGCUAGGCAAUUUUUUAACGCUGCUCACUGCUUCCAAAAAGUAUUUACAAUUCAGUCGGGAAGUGAGUGCUGCUUAAAAAAAGAAGCUUUGCACUUUAAAUCAAUCCGAAGCGUACCUCCCUCCUUUGGACCACAUUUCGAGUAAAGAAUACAGAACUUGUCGCAUUUUGCUGGUAGCAUGUAUAAUAGGGACUACUUACUUGUCCCUACAAGCUCCAUGAGAAGCUUAUAGAAUAAGUGGCCUGUGGUAAUCGACUGAUGGAAGAUGCUCAAAGCCUUUCCUUUGUACGUUCUUGCGAGAAGCCGAGAUGCCCGUAUCGAAGGGGAUGAUAUGGAAGUGCGAAGAGUUUCUAUAAGUCGAUUCAUUUUUGUGCAAGACUUUUUUUUCUCAAAUGUGUUGGCUUAGCACGAAGUACGUUUCUGCUUUGUGACAGCUUGAAGAACAGAAUUCGAUAUCAACAAAAUCUGCCAAUAUUUGUGGAACAGUGAGAGGGCAAU